Molecule: messenger RNA, 132 nt
Organism: Varanus komodoensis (Komodo dragon)
Lineage: Eukaryota; Metazoa; Chordata; Lepidosauria; Squamata; Varanidae
Product: thymosin beta-15A homolog
Biological process (GO): actin filament organization
Molecular function (GO): actin monomer binding
Source: RefSeq, a predicted model, not a curated record
AUGUGUGACAAACCAGAUCUGUCUGAAGUCAUAAAGUCUGAUAAGAAGAAAUGAAAGAAAACUAAUAUGGAAGAGAAGAUCCCUUCCAAGGAGACCAUCAGACAGGAGAAAGAGGAUAUGAAGGCCUCCUAG